AUGAAGCCUCAAAAGAAAUUAAAAAAAAACGAAGUGUCUGAACAACCUCCUGAAAACGAAUUAGAUAAGCGCAUAUUUAUAAAGUUAAAGAAUCCUGAAGGUGAGGAAAUUGGUGACAAACUAGAUCUUCCCAUUUUAACUAAAACUUCGGAACUGGAAUAAAUAGUGAAUUCAUUUUUAGAAAAUGACGAGCCAUAACUAUAUUCAUUUUAUUACGAAACCUAAGAAAUAAAAACAUCUUUAUCUGAAUUUUUGAAGAAGUUAAAAAAUUAUACAACAGAAACCAUACUUCCAAUAACAUUUCACCCAUAAUCAUUAUUCUAUGUCCGUCCAAUUACGCGCUAAGCCAGUUCUCUUCCAGGCCACACUGAUAGUGUGUUAUGUAUAUAGUUUUCUCCAGAUGGGUAAAAUUUAGCAAGUGGAUCAGGAGAUACAACAGUUCGAUUUUGGGAUGUAAAUACCGAAUUGCCAAAAAACACAUUGGAAUAACAAGAAGAAUAGAAAAAACAAGGUCAUAGAAAUUGGGUGUUAGUAAUGUAAUGGAGCCCUAAUGGUAAACUUUUAGCAACAGGAGAUUUAAAUGGCGACAUAUGUAUAUGGGAUGGGGAAAGUGGGACUUAAAUGGGCCUUACUUUAAAAGGACAUUAGAAAUGGGUAACUUCCUUAUCAUGGGAACCUUUACAUAAAAACGCAAAAUGUUCAAGACUAGUAAGCUGUUCUAAAGAUAUGAGUAUUAGAAUUUGGGAUGCUUUAACAUUUUCCUGUAUUAUUUGCUUCGGAGGUCAUACUAAAGCUAUUACUAAGGUUAUCUGGGGAGGUUAGGACCUUAUUUAUACUUCUAGUGAAGAUACAACAAUAAAAGUUUGGUAAACUGACGGAAGUUAUAAAAGAGAUUUAAAAGGACAUGCCCAUUGGGUAAAUACAAUAUGUGUUCAUACUGAAAAUGCAUUAAGAACUGGUUAUUUUGAUGAAAAAGGAGAAAUUUUAUAAAGUGAAUAAGAAUAACAGAAUAAAGCAUUAGAAAAAUAUAAUAAAUUAAAGGGAAAUAAAAAUGAAAGGCUUAUCUCAGGUAGUGAUGAUAAUACUCUUUUCCUUUGGGAUCCUAUAGCAAGUAGUAAGCCUGUUUUUAGAAUGACUGGGCACACAAAACCUGUUAACCAUUCUCAGUUUUCUCCUGAUGGAAGAUUUGUUAUUUCUGCUUCUUUUGAUAAGAGUCUUAAAUUAUGGGACGGAUACACAGGAGCCUUUAUUGCACAUUUUAGAGGACAUGUUAAUAGUGUAUAUUAGAUUGCUUGGGCUGCUGAUAGCAGACUUUUUGUAAGUGGAUCUAAAGAUUCUACUAUGAAAGUUUGGGAUAUUAAAACCAAAAAGUUAAUGUUCGAUCUUCCAGGACAUGCAGAUGAAGUAUAUGCUAUAGAUUGGAGUCCUGAUGGCUAAAAGGUUUGCUCAGGUGGAAAAGAUAGAUUACUUAAAAUUUGGAAGAAUUGA
Molecule: messenger RNA, 1488 nt
Organism: Ichthyophthirius multifiliis
Lineage: Eukaryota; Ciliophora; Oligohymenophorea; Hymenostomatida
Product: notchless family protein, putative
Exons: 2
Biological process (GO): ribosomal large subunit assembly
Cellular component (GO): nucleolus
Molecular function (GO): protein binding
Source: RefSeq, a predicted model, not a curated record